Messenger RNA from Penicillium alfredii, 891 nucleotides. RefSeq names its product 3-methyl-2-oxobutanoate hydroxymethyltransferase. Gene Ontology annotation, cellular component: mitochondrion. Gene Ontology annotation, biological process: pantothenate biosynthetic process. Gene Ontology annotation, molecular function: magnesium ion binding; 3-methyl-2-oxobutanoate hydroxymethyltransferase activity. NCBI's taxonomy places the organism in Eukaryota, Fungi, Ascomycota, Eurotiomycetes, Eurotiales, Aspergillaceae. The coding region runs from base 1 to 891 and encodes 296 amino acids. The transcript is spliced from 2 exons. The record is from RefSeq and is a predicted model, not a curated record.
AUGGGCAAGUCCGAUGGGCCAUCUCGCAAAAAAGUAACGACGCAAACGCUGCGAAGUCUGUAUGAAAAGGGCGAGCCGAUCAGCGUACUCACGGCGCACGAUUUCCCCAGCGGACAUGUCGCCGAUGCAGCUGGGAUGGAGAUCGUGCUGGUGGGCGACAGCCUGGCCAUGGUGGCGAUGGGGAUGGAGGACACGAACGAGGUGACCAUGGAUGAAAUGCUGGUCCAUUGUCGGAGUGUGUCGCGCGCUGUUAAGAGUGCUUUUACGAUGGCAGAUCUCCCCAUGGGAUCUUAUGAGUGCUCGCCCGAGCAGGCAGUCCAGUCCGCCAUCCGCAUGGUGAAAGAAGGCGGCAUGAAAGCCGUCAAGCUAGAAGGCGGACAGGAAAUGGCACCCACCAUCCAAAAAAUCACCCAGAUCGGCAUCCCCGUCAUAGCCCAUAUAGGGCUGACGCCGCAGCGGCAGCAUUCCAUCGGCGGUUUCAGAGUGCAGGGGAAGUCUGUCACGGGCGCCGUCAAAGUCCUGCAAGAUGCCUUGGCCGCGCAAGAAGCCGGCGCAUUUAUGGUCCUCAUCGAGGCAGUGCCUCCGGAAGUGGCUGCCAUUGUCACUCAGAAGCUUCGCGUUCCCACGAUUGGGAUCGGGUCUGGGGCUGAGUGCUCCGGUCAGGUAUUAGUGCAGGUUGACAUGACGGGCAAUUUUCCGCCGGGCAGGUUCACGCCCAAGUUUGUGAAGACUUAUGCCGAUGUUUGGGGUGAGGCGCAGCGAGGUAUCGAGGAGUAUCGCCGCGAGGUGAAGGAUCGGGCUUUUCCGUCGCCUGGUCAUACGUAUCCCAUUAGCAAAGAAGCGUUGGCGGAGUUCCAGGGUGUUGUUGAUGACAUUUCUGUGAAGAAAUAA